Messenger RNA from Histoplasma capsulatum G186AR, 1668 nucleotides. RefSeq lists its product as uncharacterized. The record is from RefSeq and is a predicted model, not a curated record. The coding region runs from base 133 to 1383 and encodes 416 amino acids. Gene Ontology annotation, molecular function: transcription cis-regulatory region binding; DNA-binding transcription activator activity, RNA polymerase II-specific. NCBI's taxonomy places the organism in Eukaryota, Fungi, Ascomycota, Eurotiomycetes, Onygenales, Ajellomycetaceae. Gene Ontology annotation, cellular component: RNA polymerase II transcription regulator complex. The transcript has 5 exons.
GGAGCAAAUAUAUUAUUGUCAGGCUUGUUGCAGAUGGCCUCGAUCGGACAGUACGAUGAUUCCACGCUGAGCGGGAGCUCAGCAACUCAUGGAACCCAACACACAACCUCAAAGAGCCCAUCACUCGUGAACAUGUCCUUCCUGAAAAACUUGACCGGUCAGAAGAAAAUUACGCGAGAUGGAAUACAACCAAAGCGCAGAGGGCCAAAGCCAGAUAGCAAACCUGCACAAACACGGCGACAAGAAUUAAAUAGACAAGCUCAAAGGACACACAGAGAGCGGAAAGAACAGUAUAUCAGAGCAUUGGAGACGGAGAUUUCACGAUUAAGAGAAUCCUACAGCAACGAUAUGUCGGCCUCAAAUCUAUCAAUCCACGCAUCCAAUCUAUCAAUUCAACAACAGAAGAAAGUCUUACUGGAGCAGAAGGAAGAGAACGCGAUGCUCAGACAGAUUCUCACGGUACAUGGCAUUUCCUUCGAGGCGGAACUUGAAAGACGAAAAGCUGCCCUUCGAUCCGGUGCCCGACACACCCAUACACACACCUUUGGCGGCACUGUUGCUCAUUCCCAUCCACAACCCCAUGCUCCGUCGCAAGCAGCCUCUCAUUCGGUCUCGCAGGAUCUCAUGGGAGAUGCGAACUACCCCAUUGCUACGCCUCCUACUACGGCAUCCGCCGUGAGCCCUCAGAAUGGUUCUGAUUAUACAGAUACACAGGGUGGAAGAAACAUUAUUCCUUCAUAUUCGGGAUCUCAAGGGUUCCAAAAUGAGCAGCCCGGUGUUCCCGCAGAAUCAAAUGCUUGGGGAGGCGAUAGUUUGGUAGUGGACGACAUACCGGGUAUUUUUGAAAAGGAGCCGCAGUUGGGUGUUGAGUUCAUCCUCUCCCUUGAAGAAUCCUGCCGAACUCAUAUGGAAUUUCUCUGCAGGCGAGCUGAGGACGACGAGGGCUCCGAGACGAUAUCCGGACACGCCUUAAUGGCAUCCUGCCCGCCCCCGACCCAAAUCGUUUCCACAGAACCGGGUCAAAUGUACCCCGUCCGGACUUACGAUCUACCGUAUCCAAAUCUAGCAACACUUCUCAAUUUAAGCCGCCAACUUGUCACAGAUGGCCAGAUCACUCCCAUCAUGGCGUUACAGUAUUUGAAAAGCCACGACAUGUAUCCGUCAUUGACACGAGAAGAUGUGCAGAAUAUGAUGGACGACCUUAAUAGCAAAAUCAGAUGCUACGGGUUUGGCGCAGUGAUGGAAGAUUUCGAGUUUAUGGACUCGUUCAGCAGCGUGAUAGCGAGGAAGCUGGAGCCUCUCAUGGAUGCUGACCCUGACGAUUCCAUAGGCCUCCCAGCCGCGCCCAGGAAGCUUUCGUCGGACGGUCUGAUGUAUUCUUGAGACAAGCGGAGGGGAAUGGCGGAAACCAUUUUUGGGCGAUAUCUUACUUCUACAUAGAAGAGGUUGACCGCACGCUAAAAUGGGAAUAGAAACAGGCAAUUUCACGUGAAAUUGUAUUGAGUUUCCUCUUUGUAUAUUAAUUUGUUUUACAUUCUCUUUUCUCCUCUUUUUGUGUUAUCUUUUUGACUUUUUGAUUUGUUUAUCUGUUACUCCUGUACUGCGUAUGUCUGUUUUUGGUGUUUUAUUAGCUCGUUAGUCAAGAUAAAGUCUAAGCAUUCAGGACGU